AUGGUAUCAGAGCAUUCACCUUCACCUGGGAUUAUGGCUGGUGAUAAAGGAGGAUGGAAGGAGGCUAGAGGAGAUCAACUCAAGAAGGUUGAAUCGCUUGAGACAGAGCUAAAGCAUUUGUAUGCUCGAAUGGAGAAUCAAGGGCAUCAGAUCCAACACAACGCUAAAUCCAUGGCCUCUCUUCAGUUGAAGAUGGACCAAAAAUUUAAAGAGGUUUUGAGUGCCAUCGCCAAGAGCCGACCAGAAGAACCCAAUGGGAAGACAUUAGUGGUAUCAACACCUGAAGUUGAAACAAGGAAGAGAGAAACGAUUCUUAAAGGAGGAACGACCAACCGGAGAUUUCACAAAUUGAUAUAUUUGUGUUGUACAAUAGCAAAGAUACACCACAAUUAA
Molecule: messenger RNA, 393 nt
Organism: Lactuca virosa
Lineage: Eukaryota; Viridiplantae; Streptophyta; Magnoliopsida; Asterales; Asteraceae
Source: the annotation of a GenBank genome assembly